Molecule: messenger RNA, 1610 nt
Organism: Lepus europaeus (European hare)
Lineage: Eukaryota; Metazoa; Chordata; Mammalia; Lagomorpha; Leporidae
Gene: IDH2
Product: isocitrate dehydrogenase (NADP(+)) 2
Exons: 11
Coding region: 77-1435 (452 amino acids)
Biological process (GO): isocitrate metabolic process
Cellular component (GO): mitochondrion
Molecular function (GO): NAD binding; isocitrate dehydrogenase (NADP+) activity; magnesium ion binding
Source: RefSeq, a predicted model, not a curated record
CGGACCGCGGCGGCAGCGGGAGGCUCGGUGCGCGCUUGGAGCUCGCCGGUGCCCACCGUGCGCUCGCCUGCUCGGGAUGGCCGGCUACCUGCGGGUCGUGCGCUCGCUCUGCAGAGCCCAGGGCUCCGGGCCGGCCUGGGCGCCGGCGGCCCUGGCGACCCCCACCUUGCAAGAGCAGCCACGGCGCCACUAUGCCGACAAGAGGAUCAAGGUGUCGAAGCCGGUGGUGGAGAUGGACGGGGAUGAGAUGACGCGCAUCAUCUGGCAGUUCAUCAAGGAGAAGCUCAUCCUGCCCCACGUGGACGUCCAGCUCAAGUAUUUUGACCUCGGGCUCCCGAACCGUGACAAGACGGAUGACCAGGUCACCAUCGACUCCGCCUUGGCCACCCAGAAGUACAGCGUGGCUGUCAAAUGUGCCACCAUCACCCCCGACGAGGCCCGCGUGGAAGAGUUCAAGCUGAAGAAGAUGUGGAAGAGUCCCAAUGGAACCAUCCGGAACAUCCUCGGGGGCACCGUCUUCCGGGAGCCCAUCAUCUGCAAAAACAUCCCCCGGCUGGUCCCCGGCUGGACCAAGCCCAUCACCAUUGGCAGGCACGCCCACGGCGACCAGUACAAAGCCACAGACUUCGUGGUGGACCGGGCGGGCACCUUCAAGAUGGUCUUCAGCCCGAAGGAUGGCAGCAGCGCCAAGGAGUGGGAGGUGUACAACUUCCCUGGAGGCGGCGUGGGCAUGGGCAUGUACAACACCGACGAGUCCAUCUCGGGUUUCGCGCACAGCUGCUUCCAGUACGCCAUCCAGAAGAAGUGGCCGCUGUACAUGAGCACCAAGAACACCAUCCUGAAGGCCUACGACGGGCGCUUCAAGGACAUCUUCCAGGAGAUCUUUGACAAGCACUAUAAGACCGACUUCGACAAGAACAAGAUCUGGUACGAACACCGGCUCAUCGACGACAUGGUGGCUCAGGUCCUCAAGUCUUCCGGCGGCUUUGUGUGGGCCUGCAAGAACUACGAUGGUGAUGUGCAGUCGGACAUCCUGGCUCAGGGCUUUGGCUCUCUGGGCCUGAUGACCUCUGUGCUGGUCUGUCCGGACGGGAAGACCAUCGAGGCCGAGGCUGCCCACGGCACGGUCACCCGCCACUACCGGGAGCACCAGAAGGGCCGGCCCACCAGCACCAACCCUAUCGCCAGCAUCUUUGCCUGGACUCGGGGCCUGGAGCACCGGGGGAAGCUGGACGGUAACCAGGACCUCAUCAGGUUUGCCCAGACCCUGGAGAAGGUGUGCGUGGAGACGGUAGAGAGUGGUGCCAUGACGAAGGACCUGGCCGGCUGCAUCCAUGGCCUUAGCAACGUGAAGCUGAAUGAGCACUUCCUGAACACCACGGAUUUCCUGGACACCAUCAAGAGCAACCUGGACAGAGCCCUGGGCAAGCAGUAGGGGCGCCCCCGGGGGGACGCUCUUAUAAAGGGCGUGCGUGUGCGUCUCCCUCACGGCCACGUGAGCGGGAGCAGCGUGUCUUACCUCAGUCAGCCAGUGUCUUUGGCACACUGUAAUUUAUAUCACCCUGGGGACACUUGGUGCCACAUUUAGCUACUAAAGCGCUCUUCGUAAA